UUGGUUUGAUACGAAGUAUUUGCUUCCUACUCCAUGAUUCGCUGUGAAGCAAGGGGCUAUCAAUGUUUCCCAAGUUUUAAUCGACAAGCCAGCUCUGUUCUGCUAACCCACUUCUCGGAUUAAAAUUCAACGCGUUCACUUGUAAUGGGUACAUUAUGUCUGUAUAUCUGUGCAAUUUUAAGUACCUGCACGUGAAUCUUAACAAUUCAUGAGUGUUUCAUGAUUUUUUGGCGGAAUGUAUUUGAUUGAACUGAACAAUAAGAAGUAAGGCUAAUGUGGAUGUUAAUUUAAACAACAUGCAUGAAGAUUAAACGACGUUGGGCUCGUCAAAUGCCCUUUUAACAAUAACGGCGGAAUUGAACAACACCAGGCCAAUGGUACACCAGCGGGUAAACUGACCACUGCCGGUAACAUGACGUCACCUCCGGGACCCCGGGGUGUGCCCGUGUUCGGGCAGGCAUUCAACCUCGAUAUGGAUCACAUGCAUCUCACGUUCAUGGAGUGGCAAAAACGCUUUGGUGACAUGUUUAUGUUCAAAAUCCUGGGCAAGCAUUUUAUGGUUGUCAGCCACCCGGACAUCCUCCGGAAGUUGUUUGCCACGUGCGAACACGCGAAUGCAUUCAAUGACCGAGCUCAUAGCUUCAUGAAUAAAUACGUUAUACACAAUUCCAAAGACAUAUUGUUCAGGAAUAUGGACGAUAAGCAGCAAUUCCUGAAGAACGCCGCCACGAAUUUUUUCGAGAACCAAUUGGUUGAAGAAAAAUGGUUCUACAGUGCUGUAACUGACGAGAUACGGUUGCUGGUGUCUGAGAUUGAAUGUCUCAUAGACAGGGAAGUGGACAUUAUAGGAAUAAUGGACAAGCUGGUCAUCAAAAUCAUGGGCCUAGUGUUGACCGGAAAUCGUAUCACGGAGUCGAGUCGGGAGUUCGACUCCUUGGCAGGCUUCAUAGUGCCCGCCAACGAGCUGGCCACGGUAAAGAACGCCUCGGUGUUGACGAAAUUGCCGAUGUUGCGAAAGGUACCCGGUAAACUCAAGAAUCUGUACGACGCACUGGAGGCGAAGAAAAAUGACCUGCGAGAGGUCUUUCUCAAUGGGACAGGGCAGUGCGAGCGAGGCCUCGUGUUCAUGUUGAGGAAUCUGCGCGUUACCAUGGGGAUGGAGGGUGGAGAGUCCUGGAUAGACGAUGACUUUAUCAUGGGCGUGGUCAUGGACCUCAUACCCGCAGCCAUUUUGCCUUUACAGAAUAUUCUCUCCGUCUUAUUCCUGGUUCUCGUACAUCACCCUGAAGUUCAAAACAAAAUACGCGGUGAACUGACGUCACUUAACGCUGACGUCAGAAUCGACGACAUCAUGAAGUUACCUUACAUCGACGCAUGCAUUCUGGAACUCAAGCGCUUCCAUACGCCACUUCCGGUGUCCGCGCGGCACUGCAACCGAUCUGGUGAUGCUAUGUUUGAAAAUUACAACAUACCGAAAAAUACGGAGAUAUUUUCCAACUUGUUCGGGAUUCACCACGACGAGAGGUUCUUUAACGAUCCCUGGUCUUAUAAGCCGGAACGCUUCAUUGCGGAAGAUGGUUCUCGAGUAGGGCCCGAACAUCCUGUCAUGAAAAACAUGGUGGUGAUGGGGGUAGGUCCCAGACGUUGUGUCGGCUCCACGUUUUCGGAGAAAGUCAUGUUCCUUGUGGUUACCAUUCUCAUGAAGAACUUUCGACUGUGUUCAAAUAGACAACAAGAGCUUCCACCCUGCGACCCAAGAAAGUUCACAUCCGGUAUUGUGACGAAGGCGCCCGAUUUCAAAUGCGUCUUUCAGCCAGCGUGAAAAAGCCACUAUUCUCUAAGAAUGUUUUCUCAAUUUUACCUAAAUGUGCUUGACGUGGUAUAUGGGUGUUUCGGCGAGAUGUGUUUUUAAUUUUUGCCAUUUCAGACCGCUAGUGAACUUAAUUGUUACAUGAUUUGACAAUCACAUUACAUGAACACUUAACGUGUGCUCCAUUACACUUACCUGUUAUGCUGUGAAAGACAAAUCAGCAUCAGACUAUGUAUCGUCAUGGUUACCGUUGUAUUGAAACCUGUUCUUACAAACGUGACGUUUAGCCGGAUCAAAUCAGCGUCCGACUAUGUAUCGUGAUUGAUACCGUUGUAUUGAAACUUGUUCACAAAAACGUGAAGUUAAGCCGGCGGAAGGACAUAAUGGUGUUAUUAUGUGUUGCGUUCUGAGAAAACUGGGAAUAAUGCUUGUGCGUAAAGUGUCGUCCCAAAUUAGCCUGUGCAAUCCGCACAGGCUAAUCAGGGACGACACUUUCCACUUUUAUGACAUUUUUCGUUUAAAUGAAGUCUCUUCUUAGCAAAAAUCAAAUUUAGGCGGAAAGUGUCGUCCCUGAUUAGCCUGUGCGGACUGCACAGGCUAAUCUGGGACGACACUUUACGCACAUGCAUUAUGCCCAGUUUUCUCAGAACGCGACUCUUAUAUUGAAUGUUUGUUUUAACAGCACGAUGUUGCAAUAUGACUUUUUAUAUUGCGUUCUGAUUUGAUUUACGUGUUUUACACUUAAAUCGACGUUGACAUAAAUGACACCAUUCGCUUUGUAUUACUUAAUUGUUGAUAAGUUAUUGUAUGUAUUUACUUAGUACGAUAUAUUUUAAUAUGUCACUGUUGUUUACAAUUGAAAGUUGCAUUGUUAUUUCAAUACAUACCAUAAUAAUAAAGAAAAACAUUGCGAUCAUUCUUUUUAAAGAAAUAUCUUAACGCAGGAAUGGUAUUUUUACAAUGCCAUUUCAGUGUGAUAAUUGGUAUGAAUAGCAUCAGGAGCGAGAUUGGUGAACAGUGCAUGGGAUUGUAGAAGGUGCAUUGGUGUCAACUUUUUUUAAAUGUCUGUGAAAUUAUGUUAAUAGCUGAUUAUAAUUUCAGUGCCAAACUUUGUAACAGUUUAUCGAUAAGCUUGACGUACGUUAACAAACCUAAAUAUUUGAAAAUAUCAAUCAAUAAUUCAUUUUCUUCAAAUUAUUCUUUUUAGUAUCCUUUGCAUUCAAGACGUAAGUUUAACAACAUUGACGAUGAUUUAUUGAUACAAUCAUGAUCCACCCUGAUGGUCACUAACAUGAACUAAUAAAACCUCUUUUCUUAUUUGAAUUUGUUUAAGCGGUAUAUAAUGAAAAUGCCAAAAUAAAUGUUUAAAAAAUA
Molecule: messenger RNA, 3184 nt
Organism: Dreissena polymorpha
Lineage: Eukaryota; Metazoa; Mollusca; Bivalvia; Myida; Dreissenidae
Product: cytochrome P450 2D27-like
Exons: 7
Coding region: 413-1822 (469 amino acids)
Molecular function (GO): iron ion binding; oxidoreductase activity, acting on paired donors, with incorporation or reduction of molecular oxygen; heme binding
Source: RefSeq, a predicted model, not a curated record